Molecule: messenger RNA, 1083 nt
Organism: Tremella mesenterica DSM 1558
Lineage: Eukaryota; Fungi; Basidiomycota; Tremellomycetes; Tremellales; Tremellaceae
Exons: 8
Coding region: 1-1083 (360 amino acids)
Molecular function (GO): phosphatidylinositol transfer activity
Source: RefSeq, a predicted model, not a curated record
AUGACUUCUUUUCCUGUACACCUACUCUCUCCUCCGACGGAUUUCGCACCUCCCCCUCCGUCUGAACUCAACCCAGCACAAAUGAUAGUUUUGAAAGACCUAGAAACGCAUUUCGGCAAGGAAGGUUUCGUAUUACCUGUCAAAGAGGAUGAAGAGGCUAUGGAGGGGUUGAAUGAGGUUGAAAUGAUGUUUCUUUCAAAAGAGACGUUCAUUAGAUUUCUCACUGGGUGUAAAUGGGAUGUCCUCGAAACUAUCGCGAGAUUAGAGAAAACCAUUAUUUGGCGACGGACCGAGAAGAUAGAUGAUGUGAAAGCUAUGGCUGAUGAUUGUGGUCCAGAAUCGGAAACCGGCAAGAAUAUAGUGCUGGGUUUCACAUCUCAUGCUCAGCCCAUAAUAUAUUUCUUCCCGCAUCGCAAUACCACACCAGUAGAGAAACGUCGUGCAGUUCAUGCGGUGUUCAUGUUAGAAAGGGCCAAGGAUUUGAUGAGUGAGGGUGUGAACAAUACAGUGGUCAUUUUCAACUUUUCUGGGAAACGUCAAGGGCCGCCGACGAAUAUUGGUACCGCCAGAGCCACCCUACACAUCUUAUCCCACCAUUACCCAGAAACCUUAGCCUUUGGAAUAUUCCAAGAUCUCCCUUGGAUCGUCAAAGCUUUCGUCAACCUCAUGUGGCCAUUCGUCGAUCCUGUCACUAAACACAAAACGAGGUUCGGUUCAGCUGAUGGGAAUAUGGAGAUGAUGAAAGAGGCUGGUAUGUCAAAGGAAGCCGUGUUAUCUGAAUGUGGUGGGAGUUUGGAGUGGAAAUACGAUCACACUUCUUAUUGGCCCAAACUCAUCGAAACUUGUCUUCGUAAACGUUCUGCAGAUUUGGAUCGAUGGCGUUCAGGUCCUAGGACGGUAGGAAGGAGUGAAAGAGAAUUCCGAAAACCCAUAUCUCUACCCAUAUAUUCAGAGGGAAUCACAGAUUCUCCAGAAGUUCAUAUUCCCAUUUCUGAAAAUGUUCAAUCCUAUCCCUCCCCUUCCGCCCCACCCGUUCCAUCGACCACAACCUUUACGUUUACGUCGACCUCAACACCUGUUUGA